Molecule: messenger RNA, 543 nt
Organism: Thermothelomyces thermophilus ATCC 42464
Lineage: Eukaryota; Fungi; Ascomycota; Sordariomycetes; Sordariales; Chaetomiaceae
Exons: 5
Coding region: 1-543 (180 amino acids)
Source: RefSeq, a predicted model, not a curated record
AUGACUGUUGACAUCUACGAAAACCCCUGCGUGGCCCGCAUGAAACAUGGUCAUGCGACUCCGCCAGGUCUGCCCGAAUGUCGGACAACUUCUCACGGUUCGACACGAACGGUCGCGGGCCAAGCCGCGAAACAAGUUCUGUCCACGGAUCCAGGAAGACGGUGCGCCGCCUACACAGAGGGAACGGUCAUCUGUAUAUGUUUGGAUCCAGGCCACAUAUGGAAUACAGACGUCGGGACGAACAUCUUCUGGAAGCGUGAUACUGUGUCAAACCGACGGGGCGGUCUUGUGGAGAUCCAGCUUGAUGCCAACAUUGGUGUUCCCAUGUCGCCAGACAUCGCAUACCGCCCCUUCCACCUGAUCAAACAACAAUCAGCCGGGGCGAAAUGCCUUGGACCGGAGCAAGACCCGGCGCAGCCGAGCGCAAGCCAAGAGACGCCGGUGAGCUCCGAUUCAUCCGGGCAAGGCACCCGAUGGGUCGUCGUCUUUUCUUUUCUGGCCUUCUUGGUCCCAGCGAGGACUGCUCCUAUUGCCGCAGCCUGA